This is a messenger RNA of Podarcis lilfordi (Lilford's wall lizard), 12212 nucleotides long. NCBI's taxonomy places the organism in Eukaryota, Metazoa, Chordata, Lepidosauria, Squamata, Lacertidae. The record is from the annotation of a GenBank genome assembly.
GCAAGAGCUAUUUAAGGGAGGCAGGCGGCCGCGCCUGGAAAAUAUAUAUAUAUAUAAAUAUAAAGAGCGCCAAGCCAGCAAGCGCGCUGCGUGAAAGCCUCUCUCCUCGCUGCGCAAACAUUCCCGGCAAGGCUCGCCAUGGCUGAGGCUUUCGCAGGCGUCUGGAACCUGGUCGACAGCUGCAAUUUCGACGAUUACAUGAAAGCUAUCGGUAAGAGCAGGGAUACUAUUUUUCCUCCCGUUUUUUGGGGUGGGGUGGGGGAGAGAUUGCCUAGGAGGAGAGCGCACAACCUUGCAGGCUGCUGGCACUGCAACCCCGAGAAGGCCAGCGGGGUUUUUCCUUCCACCAUCAAUCACUCGCCCGCCCGGGAGACUGAAAUGUUAUCGGUGCAUCUUGGAAUGCGCUCGGCUUGGGCAGCUUGCUCGGUGCGGUGCCAUUUGGUAACGCCGGGCGCCGGCGAGCUGGGGCGUUUUCUCCUCCGCGGCCAUCUGGAAAUCGCUUGGAGAAGUUGAGCCGCCAGCCACGUGGGCGGAGGGCCGGCAUUUCAUUCAAACCUUCCCGUUUUGUAGUACUGAAGGAGCUCCGCGGCGGAUUAGGCUGCCGGGAGAAUCCUUCCCUCUUAAUCCCUUCUGGGUGUAAAUGCGUUUAAUUCGGAUCCUUGCCGUGGCUGCAGGUGGUGCGUAGGGUAGCUCGGGUAUAUUGCAUUCUGCUGCCCCCAGCCCCACCCCCGGAGGUGCAGAAAACGGAAUCUCCGCGUCACAGCAUAAUCCCAGGUCUACCGGGGAGGAGACCUAUUGAAUUCAAUGGGGCUUACGCCCAGGUAACGGUAGCUAGCGGUGGUUAGGGAUUGCAGCCAUCCAUUUGUUAUAGCAAAACGCAGCAAAGAGCCUUGGGGCGCCUUAAUAGCGAACGCGCGUACUAGAUGGCGUGGGCUUUCCUGGAUUUGCAGGAGAGAGGAAAACGCCACGUGUGGAAAGGGUUGCGGACGCGCGUCUGCCGCUGCAGCGAGCCAAGAAAACGGAUCUAGCUGCCCAAUCGUGAAUCUCGAGUAUGAUGUAUUAUCUCUCGUGCAUGGUGCUUAGCCUAGAACGAAGCUUAAUGGCGCUUGCUUCCGAGUAGGUGCACAAAAGGUCUUGCGGUUAAGAGGCGCCCGGAGGCACCGGGCGAGGUCAGAGCGGUGAACCAAGUUUGGGGAAGAGGGCGGGGAAAGCCAGCCCGGGGCAGCUGCGCUUUGGACGCAUCUUCCAUUUGCGCUAGGCCACGCCGCCUCCGCCCAGGGCGCUCCUCUCUCCGUCUGUGGGGCGAUUGGUUUACGCUGGUUGGAAUGGGGCCAGACCCCGCCCGCUUGGCUCCUGCAGCGCCUUGGAAGAUCUGCCCGCCCGAGAUUUAUUCCUCCUCUUACUCUUAGGCCACAAGAUGGAAAGGGUGGGAUUUAAACCUAUCUUAGCCUGUCCUAUGCAAAGCAAAUGACUCAGUGACUUACUCGGGAGUAAGUCCCAUCAUAAGUAAGGCUUGCUCCGAAGUAAAUGCAGGUAGAAUCACUGCAUAACUGAUGGAGAGUUGAGCUGACUUAUUUUCUUUUGUUUCAUGUUCAUUACGGUUUGAUCAUUACAUUUAUAUGGCAACUUUCCUCCCAGGAGCUCAAGCUGUCCUAAACGGUUCCUUUUCCUUCCCAUUUUAUCCUCACAACAACCCUGUGAAGUAGGCUGUGCUGUGAGUGACUGGCCCCAGGUCACCCAGUGAAUUUAUGGCCCAGUGGGGAUUCGAACCCUGAUCUCCCAGGUCUUAGCCCGAUAUUCUAGCCACUACACCACACUGGCUCUCUUAAUACGUUCUGCCUUUUAUUCUCUCACUUUUAUAUGUGAGCCCUGAGCAGCCCUAUACAUCCCCUCAUUGUAAUCCAGGGCCCUACUCUUUAUGGGAAGGGCAUGCCUCAUUUGUGCUAGCUGUUACCAUUGUCAUUAGUUAGGGGUCAGAGUAGUUAGACUCUCCCGGGCUCUGUAAUGCAUAUGUACCUAAGUGCAUGAGCAUUUGCACCAUGCAGUGCUCAGCCUGCCAUUUUGCACAAAGCAUGAGGUAUACUUGGAGCUGCUUAUCACGACUGAAGGCCUGUUCCUCCUCCCCCUUACGAUUUCUCCCUCUGUCUGCAAACUUGGGUAGUGAGUGCUGCUGGACUGGUACCAAAAAAACCCCAAAAACAAAACCCACUUAAGACACAAGCAGGAGGUAUCGGCAUAUGUGGAGAGAAUCCUGAAGGGGAACCCCUCCCCCCCAAAAAAGGCUCCAUGAGUACUGAGCAUGCUCAGUAGCCAUGGAAUGUAGGGAAAAAAUCGAAGAGUGAAACAAUUCAAAGAGUUUGGGCGUAUUGUAUAUAAUGAAUGAAAAAAGAUAUUCAAAUUCCCAUUCACAAAAAAACCAGAGGCCUUUUUAUUAGGGAUUGUGUUAACUGAAAUCAAGAAAGAAGUAAGACCAUUUUUUAUGUACGCAACAUCUGCUGCCAGGAUUCUGGUCGCAAUGAAUUGGAAGAGUGAAAUUAAACCUACAACGUCAGAAUGGCAGGUAAAAAUGACAGAAUACAUCCAAUUGGCAAUAAUGAUGGGGAGAGUUAAAGGCUACUCAAUGCAGAAGGUGAAUAAAGAAUGGAUAGUUUUUAAAGAAUAUUUGAAUAUCUAUUAUAAUAGCAAAAACCUCCUGGCAGACCUUAAAUGAUUCUUGUAAUGUAUAGACAACAAACUAAAUAAUAUUUCUCUGAAGGAAAUUAAGGAAACAAAGUAUAAUAAUAUGAUACUGUGUAAAAAAUAAUAUGAGACUUAGUUUUUUGAGAACAAUCAGAAGUUUGUGUGUGUGCAUAAAUUGCAACAUGGCAAAUUGUUGUGUAAAUAUGUGUUGAAUGUUUAAUAAAGAUUUUUUUUUUAAAAAAAAAGAAAUGUAGGAUGACAGCUCAAAAAGAGAGAAGGGAAAAUGGGAGGAGAGUGGAAUUAUCUGCUUAGAGAGAAUAUUGGGUAGCUGGAACCUUGGGACAAGAGCACUUCUAUUAGGAGGGGGAUUAUGCUGCAACACUUUGUUGCAGGACCCACUUCUAUUACUCCUUUAAACUCCAAAAACAAACAUAUUUCAGACUGAUGGGAUAUGAGGCUAUGGCAGGGUAAAGAAUACAGCAGGGGAAAUAGACUCUUCAACAGAGCUAUGGCAUGAAGAGGCUCAGGUGGUGUUCUGUGGUUUGAUGACUGGGGUGUUUUUUCAGAUGGAAAAUGUUGGAGGCUGUGAUGCUCUGUGGGAUCUUCUUGUGUGCUUGUUGGAACUGGGAAAAGUUGCUGGGAGAUUGUCUAAGAGUGGCAAAUCAGUACAGAACAGGCGGGGCCUAAUUUCGGGUGGCAUGAGAAAUAUGCUGAUUAAAAAUUUAAAGUAUCAAAAAUGUGAAAGAAAUUGCAGAUGAGGACAAAGUAUCUUUUGGCCCUGUACACUCUUUGGCCAGGAAAUUGGAAGAUGAGAUCAAGUUCAUAUGACGCCAUACGUUUAAAAUACUAUGCUACCACUUUAAACAGUUGUGGCUUCCCUCAAAGAAUUCUGGAAGCUGUAGUUUAAAGGUGCUGAGAGUUGUUAGGCAACUAUUAUUCCCCUCACAGAGCCAUAUUUUUCAGAGUUGUCUGGGAAGAGGGAUUGAUUGUUAAACCACUUGGAGAAUUGUAGCUCUGGGAGGAGAAUGGAGCAACUCUCAGAACCCUUAACAAAAACCCCAGGAUUCCCUGAGGGAGCCAUGAGUGUUACAAGUCCUAUAACAGUGUUUUAAAUGUAUGGUGUGAAUGUGGCCAAGUUUCUACCUUAAUGAGAAAUUGGGCAGAAUCCUGCCUGCAUGCUUUCUGUUGUAUCUCUCAAUAAGUAAAGGAGUUAGAGACUUGCUUAUUUUCUGUGUGUGAGGGGGGGGGGUUGGAAUAUUCCAGGGAAGGUCAGUUCCUAUGGUGCUUAUCUUCCUUCUUGGAAUACUAGCAUACCUUAUUGCACUCUGGGCAAGAUUAUUUUCCUCCUCCAAGGACACUCGAAGGCCCCAGUAGACAUUGUGACAUGUUUGGAGGAACUAAGGGCAUUUAUUUAACUGGCAAUAGAAAUCCAGGAUCUCAGCAAAUGCUUUCAACAUUGUCUGCUAACUGGAAUCCUUUUUAACUGGAGCCUCCAGCAGCUGGGGUUUUCUACAAGAAAAGCAGCAUGUUCUACAUCCCUGAGCUUCUGACCCUUCUGUUAAUAAUAGGAACCUACAACAUAAUCUUGUAACGGGUCACACCAUUGAUCUAUCUUGCUCAGUAUUCUCUAUAUUUAGGGGUGGUGAAACCCAGGACCAGGGGCCAAAUCCUUCUGUACAAAGAUAAAAUCUGUAUUUGUUGCUUUGCCGGCUUUUGCCUCUGGCCCCACCCGCCAUGUUGUGCUGUUCUUGGACGACUGCCCAGAAGAGGAUGUUGAAUUGUAAAAUUGGAAGGGACCGCAAGGGUUCAUCUAGUCCAGCCCCCUGAAAUGCAGGAAUCUUUUGCCCUACAUGGGUCUUGAACCCACAACUCUGAGAUUAAGAGUCUCAUGCUCUGCAGACUGAGCUUGAGCUGGAAAGUUUCCCAGCCCUUGCUCUGCAUUGACUAGAUAUCAGACAAGUUGGGCAUGCUUGGCUGUACCUGAGGAUGAUGGGGACUUCAAACCUGGUACCUUUUGCAUGCAAAUCAGAUGCUCCAUCACUGAGCUUACGGUCCUUUUCCCAAUCACAGAGGAUGUGGAAGAGAUCUCAGUUUUAAAAGCAGAACUGACCUGGGGAACAGAAAAACUCACCCGCUCUGAAAUUUUCUGACAGUUCUCACCUUUGGGAGAUACGGAGGUGAGGUCCACCACCCACCCCAUCUUCAAAGUAACCCUCUUAAAAUUGUAUCUAUUAGGCCACCUUUUCUUCAAGGGGCUCCCCAUUUUAGCCUCCCAGCAUCCCCGUGAGGUGUGCAAGUCUUGGUGAAUGCCACUGGUCCAAGGUCAUGCAGUGAGCCUUAAGGCAGAAUAGGAUUUGAACCUGGGUCUGCUCCAGACCUAGUCUGACACACUAUACACUACGCAACACACUAGUUACGGAUCUUGGGGGGGGGGGGGAAUGUAAGGCUUGCUGGUCAUAGGGUGCAAUGCGUAUGGAAGACUGGGCUCUCUGGUGGGAGCACAAUGAAGCUGUUCCUUUCCAUUGCAGUUGCCAGCAAGGGUACGAAUCCAAUCAGAUUAGCAGCUAAAUGAGGAGAGGUCCACCCCCAAAGGAAUGCAAAUGGUAAGAGUCUUGCCACACUGCUAAAUCCUGCCUGGAGAGCUCUCAAUAGCAGCUUAUCAUAUACAAACAUGUGGGUCUCUUAGGAGUCCUCUCCACUACAUGGCUGAAUGCCAGAAAGAACACUCCCUACAAGGACUGGUGAUGGGGGCCUGAUUUCUCUAUCUCAGUAAGUCAAGAAGGACUCGCUUGCUCCACCUUCAGUGCAACUGAUUUAAUUUUGAUGAAUAAGCCUUUGUUCUUUUUGGUGGUGUGGCUGGGUGUUGGGUUAUUGUGUUCUGUUGUGUGUGCGUGUUUAACCAAGCGGUUUUGCAAGCAGCUCUCUCGAGAAGGUAUGGGGGAAGCUUGGGCCCUCCAGAUGUCACUGAACUACAACGUCAACCCUAGUGACCAUAGCUAAUGGCCAGCGAUGAUGGGAGUUGUGGUUCAGCAACAUCCAGAAGGCCUCAAAGAUUCCCACACCUCCACCUUCUUUUUAAGCCUUCAUUAGCUUUCUUCUGUUUUAACAAAUCUGCUUUUCAUACCAGUAUCCCAUCAAUGCUGUGAUCAUUAUGGCACACUGACUUCCAAGCUUCUAGGCUGCUAAUUCCCCCACCCCUUUUAACCUCUCCUUUUCCUGCAGGCGUGGGCUUUGCCACGAGGCAGAUGGCAAACCUGACCAAACCCACCACCAUUAUUGAGGUUGACGGCAACAAGAUCACCCUCAAGACCCAGAGCACUUUCAAGAGCACGGAGAUCAAAUUCACAAUAGGAGAAGAAUUUGAUGAGACGACCGCAGAUGACAGACAUGUCAAGGUAGAGUUCUGGCUGUCAAGAUUGUGACUGCAACCCUUGCUAGGUCCCAUCAGGAGCUACAAAAGGGUUAGACAAGAAUAUAGAAGAUGUUUUAUAGCUGAUCAGACUGAUUUGUCUAUUUAGCCCAUGACUGUCUAGUUUGACUGGCCAUGUUGUCAGCUGCUAGCAGUCCAAGCUGGUCUAUUUAGGGCAAAUGGGGCACUACUACACCAUCCUGGGUCUGGCGUCAGCCAGCCCUCACCUGCUUGCCUUCUUACUUGCAUCCAGUUCAAAAGGGUAGCACUGUUUGCUUGCUUCCUGAUCCUUAGUCCCACAGUUGCCCUUGUAAAACUCAGCAGGAAGGGUUGUGCUGAUGAGUACUUUUACUAUGUAAAUAACUUUGUCUCUUUUUUUAAUUUGAUUUCUUUGUUUCUUAUCUUUGUUCUUUAUUUCUUUUUUCUUUAUAAAUUUUCAUAUAUAUAUAUAUAUAUAUAUAUAUAUAUAUAUAUAUAUAUAUAUAUAUAUAUAUAUAUACCUGUUAAGAGAUUGUACAUAAUGUUUGUAUAGACCUGCAAAUCUUUUAAUCAAUAAAGAAUUGAUAGUUAAAAAAAAUAAAAAAAUAAAAAAACUCAGCAGGGGAUGGGGCAAAACCAGAAUUAAUUGAUUCUGCUUGUCAUUGACUCUGCCUUCCACCCUACCAUUCCAAAUGGACACCAGCCACCACUGCCUGCUGCCUGAUCCUUGUCACUCGAGAUGCCAGGAUGGAACCAAAUCAGUGGAGAUGAAGUCUCACGCUGGCCACGAUGCCCAUGUCCUGCCUCCACUGGGUUGGGAAUCACAAGUGGGGAGAAUGUCUGUUGUGCUGCUGUCCUGCUUGCAGGCUUCCCAUGAGCACCUGGUUGCCCACUCUGAGAACAGGAUGCUGGGCAAGCUGGACCUUUGGCCUGAUCCCGUAGGGCUUUCCUUCUGUUCUUAACUUGGGGAGAAAUGCCAAGGUGCUUCUGAAACAUAGUGAUGAGGAGGGCCUGGGAGAGAGAAUGCAUAUGGUCAGGAAAUGGGAACAUUUGGCCCUUUGCUUGUUGCUGAACUACAGUUUCUGUCAGCCCAGCAUGACCAAAAGCCAGGAAUAAUAGAAGUUGUAGUUCAGCAACCUCUGGAGGACCAAAGGUUCCCUACGCUUGGAGUAGGUGGCAGCGUGCUCAAUUCUACAGGACAGCCUCUCCUGGUAUGCCCCAUGGAGGACCUUAAGGUCCACAAAUGACAACAUUUUGGAGGUCCCAGGUCACAAGGUGGUUAGAUUGGUCUCAACUAGGGCCAGGGCCUUUUCAGUACUGGCCCCGACUUGGUGGAACACUCUGUCACAAGCAACUAGGGCCCUGCGGGACUUGACAUCUUUCUGCAGGGCCUGCAAGACAGAGCUGUUCCGCCUGGCCUUUGGUUUGCACUCAGUCUGACCCUUAUGUCUCCCUCCCCUUAUGGUUUUGAUCUAUGGGCUACUUUUUAAAUGAGGCUGUAUUUUAAACUGCAUUUUAACCUGUAUUUUAAAUUGGUCCCCCCCAUUAUGCUUUUACUGUUGUUAGCUGACCUGGCUGGGGAGUGCGGGGUAUAAAUACAAUUUAUUAUUAUUAUUAAUUGUCAUUAAUCAGGCUGGUCUGUUUCACUAUGAAGACUCUGCUUUAUGGUCCAUACGGAAAGGGCUUUGUUUGGGAGUAGCCCGGGGUACCUGACCCCUUGGUCAUUUGUGCUGCCACGCCCCAAACUCUCCUCCUCCUUCUCCCCCUUAUUUUCACCCUUUGCUUGCAGAGCUGCUGGGCUUGCUGCAAAGCUGGCAAGAUCCCACUCACCCAGUCUCUUUACUUGCCUAGAAGUCGUCUCUACAUUCAUUCAAAAUUGUGCCAUGGGCUUGUGACCAGAGUCCUUUAGGUACCUAGUCACACCCCUGUCAUUGCAUCUGACCAGACCCGAGCUUACCUGUUUUUCUAUAAGUGCUGGGUUUUUCUUUAAGUGUUAGCAGUGCUUUUUAAGGGGAUACUCAAGAGUACACAGUACCGGCACCUCUUUUUGUUGUUGUAAAAAGUGUGGCACUUACUGAAACAACUUCAGUAAAAAAAGUACUGAGUGUUAGGUUAUUCCGGUCUCGGAGCAGAGUUAGAUUUGAUAUCAAUUUGGAACAAGUGGAACCUGUAACAAAAGCAGGGCAGGUGCAUGCUUACUCUAGAGCAGGCCAUGCUGAACUCAGCGUCUUAUUUUUUAGUAAACCAGCAGAGGUUUGCACUGAUUAACAACCUUAAGUUUGUAUACUGGAUUCCUAUUCAUCAAAGUGGUUUUCUCUUACUUGUUAUCAGAUCCUGAACAAACCAAUUCCGUUGCUGUGACGUUGAUAUUUAUUGUCUGUCAAAAGAAGCUGUGCUACUGGUUUCUACCCUCAAAUGACACAGCCUGCAGCUCUGAAGCCUUGCCGGGGGUGGGUGGGGUUUAAAAUAAAAAAGUAGGUUAGAGCGUAUUAAAACAAUUCUUCUUUUCAAUAAUCACAUAGCCAUGACUCACUGCAGGAUCUCUGUUACUGGUGAGAGCAGCUUGUGAUGAUGCUACGACAUAUUUUAAAAACUAGGGUUGUGAGCUGAAACUGAUUUUAAUUGAGGGGUUGAGUUUGAAAGGCCCACGAGCUUGUUUUUUUAAUCCAUUUUUGCCCUGGUAUGUUAAUGUGAUGGGGAAAGAGGGUUUUUUGUUCCAAGUGGUGAAAGUAAAUUCUUCCAGUGCUUUUCCUUAUUCUCAAAAAGGUGCUUGUAUUGAGGACUUGCUGGUGUGCAGUUUCAGUUACCCUUGCUUAAAGCCAAAGCCAAAUGACUUAAUUGACUAAAAAUAUUGUUUUAAGUGGUGUACAGACAGUUGUCAAGCAAAACAUAAGGGGGGGGGGCAAUGGAAAUAUCUCAUUUGCAUUCCAUAGAAAGCGAGCAUGUGUGAAUUACUGGCAAGCUGCAUGUUUGACCUUCGAAGCAAAUGAUUUUGGCUGGCAGGCAGCCAGAGGACAAGAUGUUAAAACAACAUGUAUGGCCUGCGAGAGGUUCUGCUUUAGAGCUUCACAGGAGUUGCAGGGCACUCUACACAGAUGACCUGAGCCUGAAGGUUAACAAUAGGAUAGGCUUACAGCAGCUGGAAGCCUCACUGGCUCCCACGUGGGGCAUAUGUAAGGGUGGGGGAUAUGACUCGGUUCACAUUUAAAGGGGAACUUGCCUAACCUAAACCUUCUGUAACAAUAUGAGAACUGAAAGGCCCAGUCAUUCUUCAAAAUCCACACUUAUCUGAAAGAGCAUCUUCACCCCCAUCAUUCUGCCCAGGCAUUAAGGUCCAGCGCCGAGGGCCUUUUGGCAGUUCCCUCGCUGCGAGAAGCCAAGUUACAGGGAACCAGGCAGAGGGCCUUCUUGGUGGUGGCACCCGCCCUGUGGAACGCCCUCCCACCAGAUGUCAAAGAGAAAAACAACUACCAGACUUUUAGAAGACAUCUGAAGGCAGCCCUGUUUAGGAAAGCUUUUAAUGUUUAACAGAGUUUUGUAUUUUAAUAUUUUGUUGGAAGCUGCCCAGAGUGGCUGGUGAAACCCAGCCAGAUGGGCAGGGUAUACUUAUUAUUAUUAUUAUUAUUAUUAUUAUUAUUAUUAAUUACCGUAUUUUUCGCACCAUAGGACGCACUUUUUCCCUCCUAAAAAGCAAGGGAAAAUGUGUGUGCGUCCUAUGGAGCGAAUGCAGGGGGGAGGCAGGUGGGAAAAGAGCCGCAUACAAGCUCCGUGUGCUCUUGCGGGCUUUUCCACAGGAGGGAGAAGGGACUGACUGGCCGCACUGACUGGAGAAGCCGCGAUCUCUUUAAAGGGUUUGCGUGGCUUCUCCUGGCUUUUCUGGGAGGUGAAGGAAUCCCCCCCACCUCCCAGGAAAGCCAGAAGAAGCCGUGCAGCCCUUUUAAAGUGUGCGCGGCUUCUGCCGGUUUUGCAGGAGGUGGGGGAAUCCCCCCACCUUCCAGUAAAGCCAGGAAAGCCCUGCGCAGCGUCUCCCGGCAAGGAGACAAGGGGAGCGUCUUCCCAGCAAGGGGAAGCCAAAACAGCGAGCGGGAUCCAUCCCGCCCCCUGCCUUGGCUUGCUCCAUAGCUGUGCGCAACCCCUCCGGCAAGGAGAGGCUGCAUGGGGCUAAAGGGGAAGCCAAAACAGCAAGCGGGAUGGAUCCUGCUCGCUGCCUUGGCUUGUGCCAUAGCCGCGCGCAAUCCCUCCGGCAGGGAGAGGUUGUGCGCAGCCUGUACACUGCUCUUUGGGGCUGGGGGGGGGGAGUUUUUUUCUUGAUUUCCCCCCCUAAAAACUGGGUGCGCCCUAUGGUCCGGUGCGCCCUAUGGUGCGAAAAAUACGGUAUUUUGCAUUGUGGUUCUUCGGCCAAGUAACCGGUACAAAGAUGUGGAGCAUUGUUAGGAGACCCCUGUUCUUCCUCAGAGCUACACUUCCCAAGGUUUCCUGGGGGAAAUGAUUAAACCACUCUAGAAAUUGCAGCUCUGGGACAGGAAUAGGGGCUUCCUAACAAUUCUCAGCAUCCUUAACAAAGCCCCCAGGAUUUUUUGGAGGAAGCCGUGGCUGUUUAAAGUGGGAUGACACUGCCUUAAAUCCAUAGUGCAGAUGGGGCCUUGCUUACAACCCACCCAAGGGAUGAAACUGUCUGUCCGCCUUCCUCCUCUGUAGUCUCUCUGUGUUGCGCUUGUGGAACUCAGAAUUCUUUUCUGUUACGAACCACAAUUCUGCGGCUCUCUAACGAGCUUGAUUUGAUUUCUUUCUUUCAGUCGCUUGUGACACUAGAUGGAGGGAAGCUCCUUCAUGUGCAGAAAUGGGAUGGAAAGGAGACCUCGCUAGUCCGAGAACUGAAGGACGGAAAGUUGAUUUUGGUAAGACAAAGUACGCUGCUCUUUGCCUGUGGCCUACAUGGGCAAGUUAAAAAUUUGAAGAGAAAACUGCAAGGGAAGGAAAUCACUCCUGGAAACUAUUUAACCUGCCUCCAACCCCACCCCACGUCACAUGAAAAUGUGCCUGGAAAAAAACAAGCAAGUAACUCUUUACUUUGGCUGCCUCUGCAAUUUAAUGGUUGGUUGGCUAUAUCAAUUAGAAACAUUUUGAUCAACUGCAAGAGGUGCCCACUUAAUCAGCCUGCAGGGUUGUUGUUCUUUCUUUUUCAAAUUUGUGCUUUAGACAAGUACAUACAGUCCUUGUCGGUGGAGGAACUGCCCCACCCUGGGAACCCUCGUGCCAAGUUUGGCAAUUAAGAGCCAAAACAGUGCAAAAAAAUGUCAAACUAAAGUCCCAUCCUGGUCCGCCAUCUUGAUUCAAGAUGGUGUCACCAAGAUGGUGACAAAGUUUGGAAGAAGAAGAGUUUGGAUUUGAUAUCCCGCCUUUCACUCCCUUUAAGGAGUCUCAAAGCGGCUAACAUUCUCCUUUCCCUUCCUCCCCCACAACAAACACUCUGUGAGGUGAGCGGGGCUGAGAGACUUCAAAGAAGUGUGACUGGCCCAAGGUCACUCAGCAGCUGCAUGUGGAGGAGCAGAGACGCGAACCCGGUUCCCCAGAUUACGAGACUACCGCUCUUCUGCACCCAGCUUGGAAGCCAUGUUUGGCAACAAUAUUUCAAGAGGCAGCCAAACCUAUGGAGAAUAGACAGUCAAACCUCUUUCCAAAAUAGACAUUAGAUAUUAGCCCACCCUUAUGGUUUUGUAAGUAAUGCCCCAAGACUAAGUCAUUAUACAGUCUAUAACAGGCCUCCUGGGAGGGGGGGUCACAGUGUUUCUGGGCUAAGACUUGCUUACCUUUUCUUCUCUUUCAGACUCUGACGAUGGGCACCGUGGUCUGCACCCGUACCUAUCAAAAAGCAGAAUAAGAGCCUGUACCUGUUCUCUUGCCAAGUCAUCCAAUGCCAAACUUGUUGCCAAAUUGCCUUUGUGAUUCCCUUCCUCCCCACAAGUGUUUUUUGUAUAGUUGUUGAACCUUUUUGAAUCUGUUCAGUAUGCAACUUGAACUCUCUCACCCUGAUCUUUUCUUUUCGUUUUCUUUUCUUUCAUUGCUUUUUAAAAAAAAAAUACUGAAGAAGUGGGCGAGGCAGAAACAAGCUAUGUGGACGUAAUAAACUGAAAUAGUUGUGUAA